Messenger RNA from Orcinus orca (killer whale), 297 nucleotides. It is a transcript of the gene NBDY, whose product is annotated as negative regulator of P-body association. Bases 68 to 274 code for a protein of 68 amino acids. The record is from RefSeq and is a predicted model, not a curated record. The transcript has a single exon. Lineage: Eukaryota; Metazoa; Chordata; Mammalia; Artiodactyla; Delphinidae.
CAUCUCCGGUCUCUUGGCUUCGCCAGGGCCCACCGGAGAGAGCUGACACCCGGGUCCUAUAAUCCUUAUGGGGGACCAACCUUGUACCUCCGGGAGAUCCACGCUCCAGCCUGGAAACACGCGGGAAAUCAAGCCUCCAAAAAAGCGCUGCCUCCUAGCUCCACGUUGGGAUUAUCCAGAAGGAACCCCCAACGGAGGUAGUACCCCUCUCCCUUCCACACCUCCUCCAGCAUCACCGGGCCUGAAGUCGCACCCACCUUCUCCGGAGAAAUAGUACAAUAUACUUCUCUCACCCCA